AUGACGUUGACGGAUCAGAUUUGUUCCCAGCCAUUCAUCCAGAUUCCCGUCUCUCGGGUCCCGGUCGAGGUCGCGGUCGAGGUCGAGCCUCCCACAGUCGAACCUCCCACAGUCGAACAUGUCAUUUUAUUUUCAGAACGCGCAGCCGCAGGCGCAGCGCAGUCUGGCCCGCAAGGAGAAUCCUUCUUGUGA
Penicillium waksmanii is the source of this 192-nucleotide messenger RNA. RefSeq lists its product as uncharacterized. The transcript has a single exon. The record is from RefSeq and is a predicted model, not a curated record. The coding region runs from base 1 to 192 and encodes 63 amino acids. Lineage: Eukaryota; Fungi; Ascomycota; Eurotiomycetes; Eurotiales; Aspergillaceae.